CCUCCAAACACCUUCAUAAUCAUAUAUACCACAAAUAAUGGCGAAUAAUUUCCCCUAGACCCCUACGGUACACGCUACUGCACCCAUUCAACUGGGUUGACGCCGGUAGUGCGGCGGUAGUCAGUGCCACCCCCGCAUAAUGAUGUUCAUACUCUAUUUCACUCUAUUUCGCACAUGUGGAAGUGGUGGAAGUGCAUGUUCCCCCUCAUCCCCUCCCCCUGGUUUCCCCAAUUUCCAAGCUUUCUCCAUCUUCCUCUCAUACUUUCUCAUACUCUAGCAUAGAAUAGACUCCUCCAACUCGGCCCGCUGACGAAGCGCGCUGUUAGAACCCUCAAAUUGACCCGCAGUUGUAGUUUGUUUGUCGUGUUUCACGAUUCGCGUUCAGGUGGUGAACGGCGCUUAGGGUCAUCAUCCAAGGAGACUUCGUCCGUGUUACGUCGACUACAAAUACAACUGUUGCUGUCACAAUCAUGGCUCUCACCAGCAACUGCGCAGAUUUCAUACCUCGAUAAUCAUGUUUUUCAACCGCCCUGCUCUUGUAGCCCGAUCCCUCGCCGUCGCUGCGGCGUUCUUCAACAGCGCGGAUGCAAAGACAGCUGCAGAAUGGCGCGAGGCGUCGAUCUACCAGGUCCUAACAGAUCGAUUCGCGACUACAGAUGGCACAUCGCCACACUGUGAUAUCAGCAACUACUGCGGCGGCACGUGGAAGGGGAUAGAGAAUAAGCUCGAUUACAUCCAGGGCAUGGGCUUUGAUGCUGUUUGGAUUUCUCCUGUUAUUCAUAAUAUUGAGGACAGUACCCAGUGGGGCCAAGCGUACCAUGGGUACUGGGGCAACGACCCAUCCUCUCUCAACCCCCACUUCGGGACUCCAGCCGAUCUGAAGAGCCUUUCCGACGCUCUGCACGGCCGCGGCAUGUCCCUCAUGAUAGACGUCGUCAUCAACCAUUUGGCUGCGAACCAGGCUUCUGGCUCGGUGGACUAUUCCGUCUUCCCAGCGCCAUUCAACACCGCGUCCGCCUUCCACAACCCAUGCAGCAUCGACUACAAUAAUCAAGGCUCAAUUGAAAAUUGUUGGCUCGUAACUGACACUCCCUCGCUCCCUGACGUCAAUUCUGAGAACGGAGAUGUCUACACAGCCAUGGUGAACAGCGUCGCAGACAUUGUCAAAACCUACGGCAUUGACGGCAUCCGUCUCGACACCGCCAAACACGUCCCGAAACCUUACCUUACUCAAUUCCAGGAGGCAGUCGGCGUCUACGUGACAGGGGAGGUGCUCGAUGGGAACCCCGAUUUCGUGGCGGGGUACGAAGGCCCUAUAUCUAGCGUACUCAACUACCCGCUGUGGUACGCCCUCAUCGACUCGUUCAUGGGUGCAGACUUCAGCCGCCUAGCUAGCAUGAUGGGCACAGUGGUCUCUACCUUCAAAGACGUCAACGCUAUGGCAAAUUUCCUCGAUAACCAUGACCAGCCGCGUUUUGCCAGCCGUCAGGGCAACGACGUGGUGAGAGAUAGAAAUGCGGCCACGUACUUGAUGUUUGCAUCUGGUAUCCCGGUGGUGUACUAUGGAUUUGAGCACCGCUUUGGUGGUGCAGCCGACCCGAAUAAUCGCGAGGCUCUGUGGGGGAGUGGAUAUAACACCGAUGCGGCGUUGUAUAAGCAUAUCGCGCAGCUACAUCAGAUUAGAGACAUUGCUUCGAAUCUUGCGGGCAAGGCGGAGUAUUUCGCAUGGGGCGCUGAGGUUCUUGGGACGUCGAGUCAGUAUCUGGCAAUGAAGAGGGGCCCGAUCGUGGUUGUUGUGUCGAAUGUUGGGGCAGCGGGUACAAUCAACGGAUUCAGCGUCCCAUCGUCUCAGUUCGAUUCUGGGGAUACAAUUGUCGACCUCUUUACCUGCACAACGGUAACCGCAGGUACCGGAGGUGCAUUCCAGAGCGCGGCAAACAAUGGCGAAUCCAGAGUAUGGAUACGCACCCAGGACAAGGGCAGCUUUUGCCCUUAAGGGAACAGACUUCUUGGCAAAGGGUAGAGGAAAUCGGAGCCCCCUCCGUUACUGGCAUACGACUUUUACGCACAAUAACUUUAACUACGUGUAUAUAUGUAUUAUCUUCACAAUAUCCCCGGGUCACAUAGCUGA
This is a messenger RNA of Pseudogymnoascus verrucosus, 2131 nucleotides long. RefSeq lists its product as uncharacterized. Gene Ontology annotation, biological process: carbohydrate catabolic process. Gene Ontology annotation, molecular function: alpha-amylase activity; calcium ion binding. The record is from RefSeq and is a predicted model, not a curated record. Bases 515 to 1996 code for a protein of 493 amino acids. The transcript has 3 exons. Lineage: Eukaryota; Fungi; Ascomycota; Leotiomycetes; Thelebolales; Thelebolaceae.